UCAGUAAAUACACUUGGUUCGGUGUCCACAACUGGCACUGGUUUGGUGUUCACAACUGGCACUAGUUUGGUGCCCACAACUAGCACUAGUAUAGUGGGCACUUGUCUAGUAGACACUUGUCUGGUAGGCACUUGUCUGGUAGGCACUAGUCCAAUAGGCACUUGUUCAGUAAACACUUGUCUAGUAGGCAUUAAUAUGGUGGGCACUUGUUUGGUAGGCACUUGUCCAGUGGGCACUAGUAUGGUAGGCAUUUGUCCGGUAAGCACUAGUAUGGUGAGCACACUUGGUGGCUCCAGUAAUGUAUACUAA
Messenger RNA from Dentiscutata erythropus, 309 nucleotides. The record is from the annotation of a GenBank genome assembly. NCBI's taxonomy places the organism in Eukaryota, Fungi, Glomeromycota, Glomeromycetes, Diversisporales, Gigasporaceae.